UUUCAGGCAUUUCUACAUAUAACCAUUUGUGUUCAGUCGACUCUACACUCCCCCUAUCACCUAUUUUGGUUGGUAUUGCGUCUGAACAGACGACAUUGACUACGGUCGUGCGACAAUUGUCGAAACAAGAACGUCGUAAGCCCAUGGCCAUGCAGUCGCUCCCGAACGAGCUUCUUGCGCACAUUGCCACGCAUCUGGAUCACGAGGCCCCAUCGAUUACGAAAUUCAGCCAAGAGCCUUCAGGACGUCUCACGUGCUCUGAGCGUAGCCCGCUCAAGAGCCUGUCUCGGGUGUCAUGGCGGUGGAGAAAGAUUGUUCUGCCCCUGCUCUUCCGUUACGCACGCAUAGCACUUGAUGACGAAGCGCAGUGGGUGCCCAUGGAUGCGCGGCUCAUUGAUAGCAUGCAAGAGCAGUUGACCAAGCUCAGCAACCACGAGUUUCUCAUCUACACGAAGCUGCGAAGCAAGUUCAAGAGCAGCUCAGGCUUUGCGUUUGGGGCAGCCAUGGAUGAUGUGCUCGUCACGCUAUGCCGCGUCCAAGAAGGAGACGAGUUUCUCAAGUCGGUACCCAGCAUUACAUGGCUUCCGCAUCUUCCCAGAAGAUUCCCAGACUUUUGCCGGUUCGUCACGCAGUAUGCACUCAAGCACCACAUCAGGAGCGUGGUGGUGUAUACAGAAAAGGAAUGCGAGCUGCUCCACGGGCCUAGUGCACAUGGGCCAUUGACUCGCGGAGUAUCCGAAAUUUGGACGCAGAUAUUCGCCCACCUAGAACCUAGACGCGUUGUUGUUGCUGCUCCUCCAUCGACCAUGGCCGGGCUUCUGGACACGGGGCUGCUAACCAACGAUGGCUGGGCUUUUGAGAUGAAGAUGCACUACAUGGAGCUGCUCCAGGCCGAGCCGCCUCGUAGCGAACACAUGGACAGUCAGUGCCGAAAAUGGGGCUCGUCUCUAGUCCAUCAGCGUCCAUGGUACCACGUGGGCUACAACGAGGGCUCUUCGAUGGCCGUGUAUAGCACUUAUGAAUACCACCUGAAGCAAUCACCCAAAGUGCUGUUUCUCUUGCUGAUGCGCCUGGCCAAAGAAGCGCAAGCAUGCUGCAACAUUACCUCGUUCAGCCUGACCAGCAUCUUUCCACUUGUGGGAAACACCAAUUCCGUUAUUCGGGCUCUCAAACGGAUCCCAACCGUGAACAAGAUUGCGGUUCAGCUGGCUCCGGGGCUGGAGAACAAUCUGCUCAGUGAAGGCAAGAGGAGGGGAAGAGCACAGGCGAGUGACUUUUGGCUGGAGUGGCGCGAGAGCUACGAGGUGGUUGCAAGCUAUCUAGGCGAGCGUGAGUUUGAGGAUGGCGGCGAGUUUGUAAGCAAAGACUGCUGGAGCAAGCAGCUAGCGAUAGAGGUGGGAGAGUGCAUGGAUUUGCUGAGGAGGAGGGGUGGUGGAUGGAGGAGUGAAGAGCCGGGGAGAUGGGUGCGGGACCAUGGAUUGGACAGGAGAGAGACUGGCGUCGAUGUCAGUGCAUCGUAGAGGAUUAGACAUUUGGGUGUUGCUCCCUCUAUGAAUUGGAUAUUCUUAAC
Molecule: messenger RNA, 1570 nt
Organism: Exserohilum turcica Et28A
Lineage: Eukaryota; Fungi; Ascomycota; Dothideomycetes; Pleosporales; Pleosporaceae
Exons: 2
Coding region: 144-1520 (458 amino acids)
Source: RefSeq, a predicted model, not a curated record